AUGAUGAGAUAUUCCCCGUUGGGUUCUGGAUUCUCAUACUCAAGAAAAUAUGAAGGGUAUGAUGCCAACGAUACUAUUUGGUCCGAACAGGCUUCUAAGUUUCUUUUACAGUGGCUUGUUGAGCACCCACAGUUCAUCUCCAAUCCCCUCUACAUUGCUGGGGAUUCAUAUGCUGGAAAAAUUGUACCUAUGGUGGCCAAAAGAAUAUUGGAUGGUAUUGAUGAAGGGAAAGAACCAUUACUUAACCUCCAGGUAAAUUGCUUGAAUUGAUGGGCCACUGGCAAUAAAGGGAAAGA
This is a messenger RNA of Zingiber officinale, 296 nucleotides long. Its product is annotated as serine carboxypeptidase-like 19. Gene Ontology annotation, biological process: secondary metabolic process; proteolysis. Lineage: Eukaryota; Viridiplantae; Streptophyta; Magnoliopsida; Zingiberales; Zingiberaceae. The record is from RefSeq and is a predicted model, not a curated record. Gene Ontology annotation, molecular function: serine-type carboxypeptidase activity; acyltransferase activity, transferring groups other than amino-acyl groups. The coding region runs from base 1 to 270 and encodes 89 amino acids. The transcript has 4 exons.